AUGUCGGCCCAAGUUGUUCCCAGCAUCCCCCCUCGUCCGACUCGAGCCCAACAAGCUUCUGCAGCGCAAGGUGCCAACCAGCUGCCCGAAAUCCCUCCACGUCCAGUCAACAAACGCCUCGAGCGAUCCGUAUCUCCCGGACACUUCCCUCGGUCUCCUCUAAAUGACCCUUGGAAUACCAACAAUGCUCGACAGAAGGCCAAUGACCAAACAGAGGCAAUGCCUCGCCGGCCUAGUGUCCAACAUCUUCCCUCCCUUGGACAAGAAGGAAUGGAAUAUGGUGAGAUAAUGGAACAGGCAAGCCAACCGCCUUCGGCCUCUGAUCCUCCUGCGGAAAGUGCUGCACAGACGAGAAAUAUUGCCCAAGAUCUCACGCUGCAUGCCCCCAAGCCUUCUUUGCCGAAGUCAAGUGCCGCAGCACAGAUUCAAGCUGUUACCAGGACAGACUCUCAGCAGGCGGCUCAGCAUGGUAUUGGAAAGUCGUCGACUCCAGGUCAAGAGGAAGGUGAUGGUCUAGGCCGCGUAAGAACUCGAACUAGUUUUUCCAGACCAAGUUCUACUGUGGGAAAUGAACGUCGCUCCUCCAUCUAUGGAGAAGAAUCAGGCCCGGCAGAAAUAGGUAUCCGAGUUCCCAUUAAUCCAUUACUGGGAGAUGUGCAGGCGCCUACCCCAGGCAUGACCCCGGCCCAUACCGGGGAAAAUGGUGCCUACAGGAAACUUCAUUCGCGUUCCAAAAGCCGAGAUGUGUACAACCCCCCAGGGAGCUACGGCCUCCACGGCCACGGAGUGAUUCCACAGGACAGGUUCGAAAAGGAUUGGUACGCAAAGCACCCGGAGGCUGCUCAUCACGAAGAGACCACCGGCCACGGUGUGUACGAGAGCAUCGGAAGUGGCAGGGGAAGCUUUGCCUUGAGUUCCGACGACUUGAACAAAAUAGUCCGCGAGACUGCCAUCCGGGGAGCCGGAUUUGGUACGUCUGGAACCACGUUCUCGUACCCAGACGAACAGAUCGGAUAUGCUGCUUCCGACGUCUUCAUUUCGAGGUCUCAGGUCAACACGCCCAAUAGUCUGGCAAAGACGAUUACCAACAGUUCUCAGCCCGCCGUUGAGUCUCCUUUGAGGAAGGCUAGUUUCCCCGCUGAUGGCACGACCCCUGCCGAGGUUCGCCGAGGAAGGCUUUCGGUGUCUGGUAGACCCGAUGAUCAUGACGCCCUGGAAAGUGAAUCCGAGCAGGAAGUCCAAAUACAGCCCCCUCGCCGUCGCUUCAACAAAAUCACCGGCGGGGAGGAGACACUCAACGAGACUCAAGAGGCGCAGCCGUACGUCUCCCACUCCACUGGUGAGGAUGGCUAUGUCAAUGAGCACGGAUACACGGUCCCAAUUUUGGCCGCGGAUGAAGUGGCGAAAGAGGUGGGCAUUGGACACCUACAACCGGCCGUUUCUCCCAGAGCCGAACGCCGCGGUAGUGACUUCGACAUGGACUUCCGUAGCGGUGAUGCGACCCCAGCUUCCCGGCCAUCAAGCAGGCCAUCAAGUAUCUAUGGGCUCCAGAAUGCAUCCCAGUCGGCGCCUCGAUCCGUCCCGCAUCUCGAGGAACGUGACAAUAUGCAUACCCCCUUAGAAGACGUGGAGGAGUAUGAACCACUCUUUCCCGAAGACGAAGACACGAAGAAACCACUCAGCCACGCCGAACGAUUUAAGCAGAGGCCGAACUCGCUUAGACAACGAUUCCCGAGUCAAGAUAUCUGGGAAGACUCUCCCAGCAGCGCCCUACAUUCUGCCACGGUCUCAACGCCUGACCUUCCUCCGCCAACGGAGGCUGCGCAAACGGAAGAUUCCGUCUCAAAGACCUUUGAAACACCCGAACAGGAAGCGGCACGCAAAGAAGAACCUUCCGAAGAGGAACGCAGAAAGCUCAUUCCGAAGGAGGAGAGACUGGCGAAAUCAAAAUUUGCUCCGCACCUCCGCGACGACAUGCCGACGAGACCAGGGAUGGUACCUCGAUUUCCCAGUUCCGAUAUAUGGGAAGAUGAACCAGAAAGCCAGCGCCUUGUUGCCAUCGUCAACACUCCACCGGUGGACGAAGAAGAUGAGAGUCCGGUUGAGAGUCCGGGAAAGCCAUUUGUGCCUCCGCGUCCCGCAGACAGGAGUAGGUUAGGCGAAAAUGCUUCAACAGCCCAAGUUGCCCCGAGCGUUGUACCGCCGUCACAGACAGACACGAACCUUGGAGAGGGCACCUCUACCUCGCCGACCGAUUCGAAGAAAGUCCCAAGUAUACCUGACCGACCAAAGCCUCAGAUUCCGGCUCGGCCAGGCAGGAAACCGGUUGGAGAGGGAUUGAACAAAACUCAUUCGCGAGAUUCUGCCGGAUCAGCGGAACAGGACAAGGUGUCACCUCCCAUCGCCAAAGCAAAGCCGCAGAUCCCCGCGAAGCCCGGACAAGGUAGCAAGAUCGCGAGCUUAAGAGGUAACUUCAUGAAUGACCUCAAUCAGAAAUUGGGGUUGGGCCCUCCCAAGGAGAAGGAGCCUGAGCCUGUUGUAGAAGACGCCAAACCGCUAGAUGAUGCCAGAAAGGCGAGAGCACGGGGCCCUCAAAGGAGAGCACCGGCGAGGUCUUCUGCACCUGCUGUCGCUCCUUUGCGAUUCUCUAUGUUCACACCGCGUGCUCUGUGGACAAUCGACGAUACAGACGAGGUCAAUGUGGCUGCGGAUGAGCCUUCUGCUCCAGAAGCUUCAUCGAAGAGCGAAGACGCCCAUGCCACAGCUGACCACUCCGGCGAAACUGCGAAACCGGGGGACAUUUCAACAGCCCCCGAUGCAUCCGUGCCUUCGACUACGGAGAAAACAGAUCACGCCGACAACACAGAGGACCGUCAAGGAGAUGAACCGGUACCCCAUGCCACCCGGAUCGCCACAAAUACGGCUGGGGACCUAGCGGAGCCAACGCUGGAGACUCCUGAACUGGAGAAAUCGAAUCCCCUGAGUCAUAAACCAUCAGAUGAGGACGUCCCCGGACUUUCUCAACGUACAACAGCAAGCGCUGGUGAAGCAUCAGGGCCGGAACUUGAAAGGGAGGUGCCAGAUCCGAAUACCGACGCUAUUCCCGUGAGUAAGCAAACAACGGCGGGCACCGAUGCAGGCACCGCGCCUCUAGAAAAGACCAUUUCUGAAGACCCUCGUGCGUCGAAGCUGACAGAAGGCGAGCCGGGCCAGGCCAGUGCCGAGGAAGUGUAG
Messenger RNA from Capronia coronata CBS 617.96, 3234 nucleotides. RefSeq lists its product as uncharacterized. NCBI's taxonomy places the organism in Eukaryota, Fungi, Ascomycota, Eurotiomycetes, Chaetothyriales, Herpotrichiellaceae. The coding region runs from base 1 to 3234 and encodes 1077 amino acids. The transcript has 2 exons. The record is from RefSeq and is a predicted model, not a curated record.